Messenger RNA from Leptidea sinapis, 6582 nucleotides. RefSeq names its product period circadian protein (gene per). Gene Ontology annotation, cellular component: nucleus; cytoplasm. The record is from RefSeq and is a predicted model, not a curated record. The transcript is spliced from 26 exons. Gene Ontology annotation, biological process: circadian regulation of gene expression; entrainment of circadian clock by photoperiod; negative regulation of transcription by RNA polymerase II. The coding region runs from base 317 to 3511 and encodes 1064 amino acids. NCBI's taxonomy places the organism in Eukaryota, Metazoa, Arthropoda, Insecta, Lepidoptera, Pieridae. Gene Ontology annotation, molecular function: transcription cis-regulatory region binding; transcription corepressor binding.
UAGGUAGGUAAGUAGGUACUAGGUACCUAACAAGUUCCUACACUUACCCAGUCCCAGUAGCUAGAAAAAUAUUAGCGUGAACAGUGUCUGAAUUGUCGUCUAAAAUAUAAUGGUACUGAUAAAGUUUAUCGUGUCAUAAAGUUUAGGUAAUUUUUAUUGAUACUAUCUAAGAAUCUUGUGUGUGUUUUUAUUCAAUAUUGUUAAAAUGACACUUAUUAAAAUGUACACAAUAUGCAGUGAAUAUAUAAAUAAAACGAUAGUGAUAAAUAAGGUGUAAUCUGAAUGUUGCAAGUUUAUACUUCAAGAAGUACCAAAGAUGGCAUCAAAUAUAAGUGAAGGAGCUUCCAGUAAUAAUAACGUAAAUAUGGAUACUCUAGAUGAUUCAGAAAAGAAUGCAAAAAUAUCGGACUCGGCGUAUUCAAACAGUUGUACCGAUAGUCAAGCAAGGAGUAAUAGUUCACAUUCUACACAUUGUGGCAGUCACUCAAGUGGCAGCAGUGGAUAUGGAGGAGAACCUACUAAAUCCGGUUAUAGUACUAAUAAUCUCAGCCAACCCCCGGAAAAGAAAAGGAAGAUAAACAAGAAGAAGACAGCAGAAUGUGAAAAACUUAAAAGUAAAAAGAAGGACCCAAGUCCUCCAAAAUUUGAAAUAGAAGUAACAUUGAAAGAACAAGAAGCGAAUGGCGCAAUUGAAGCUUCGAAGACACAAAUGUCGGAAUUCGGAAGUAACGUUGAAAAUGUGGACAGCUCAACGGAACCAGAACCACCGAAUUGCGCAAACGCUAUUAAUGAUAAUAAGAAAAGUUCCAGCAAUAUUCCAAGUUCCCCGUCGAUGGAUUCAAUUCCUUUUAAUGCUGAAUGCUUUUCGUGUGUAAUGUCGAUGCAAGAUGGUGUUGUUAUGCACACUACUCCAGGAAUAACAUCAACUUUAGGCUACCCUAAGGAUUUCUGGGUGGGAAGGCCGUUUAUAGAGUUCCUUCAUCAGUGGGACCGGAAGACCUUCGAAUCGGAAUUAAAUGAUUUGGUUGCCGAAAAUGUAAAUAGUACAAAGAAAAAAGGCAAUGGUGACAUGACUACGACAGUCGUAUGCCGGUUAAGAUGCUAUAAAGCGCUAUCCGCCGGUUUCGAAAUAAGGGAGACAAUCGCUACUUUUACGCCAUUCCUACUAAAGCUAUCAUUCAGAAAAAUAUGCGACGAAGAGGGCGAAGUGUGGUAUCUUCUUGUUCAGGCCACGCCAUUCAUUUCUGCAUUUAAAGCGCCGAACGAGGUAGUAACAAAGGCGGUAGCCUUCGUAUUAAGACAUUCCUCAACGGGGGAAAUAAAGUACAUAGAUACGGAGUCAGUGCCGUAUCUGGGAUAUUCCCCGCAAGAUAUUGUUAACAAAGACGCUAUCGCCAUGUACCACCCCUAUGAUCUGGAAUAUUUACUGCAUGUGUACGAAACUAUCAUGAAAGUAGGAAGCGCACCACGCUCGUCGCCUUACAGAAUGAUGACACAAAACGGUGAUUAUGUAAAAUUGGAGACAGAAUGGUCGUCUUUUUUCAAUCCGUGGUCGAGAAAACUGGAAUUCAUUAUUGGUAAACACUUGAUACUCGAGGGUCCAACUAACCCAGAUGUGUUUCAAAGCCCGAACCCGGAAGUACAAAAUCAAUUUCCUGAGGAUGAUGAUAAUAAGGCCAAAUCGUUGAGGGAAAACAUCAUAAAGAUACUAAAUGAGCCUACAACUAAAUCCGAAGAUUUAGCCAAACAGGAGAUAGCGAUUCGAUGCCAGAAAGUAGCCUCUAUCAUUGAAAGCCUAAACGAAAAAGCACCGAAUGUAGACAAAGAGAUUUGGAUCGAUAUUCAAGAGCCUGAAAAUGUUAAUUAUGACAGGGAUUCAGUUCUGCUUGGGAGCAUAUCUCCUCACACCGACAGUAUUGUCAGCAAGGCGAGCACCGAAACUCAAGUCAACUACAAUCAAUUGAACACCGAUGAAAAUUUAGACAGGUACUUCAACCGUUGGUUAGAACAUUGUGUGGAAGAGGAGAUAGCGGAGGCCGAACCUAAUAAUGGUGAAGCUAAUUUGGAGAAUUCUAAUGAGGCUAAUGGGGAAUUGGCGUCGGUGGAGGAGCAGUCCGAAGCUAGCAAGAUGGCCGAUUUCUUCAAGUCCAGUGUUACAUUGAUACCUAAUAAUCACGGCCAUGCUGAUUAUAAACCCACAAGAUUGUCUGAAAAUAUUUUAGAAAAGCAUGAUUCGAUAAUGGAGAUGGAUCUAGUGAAAAAGCAUCGAGAAAUCCCGAAAGAAAAUAGAAAGAAAUAUUCAAAGGAGGUGAGGUUAAAGCAAAAGGAGCAUUUGGCAAGAUGUAAUGCAACGUUCACACCAGCCACUGCGGGGUUACUGGCUGACUUACAGUCGAAUGGCCUAAAGCGUACAUCUAAAUUCUGUGAAGAGUCUGACGGUGUCAAUUAUCUCUAUUCAAUUGCAAAACAACCUCGGCGUGAUGGGACAGGAACUAGCUCCCCUCGUUUGUACGUUAAUUUACCUAACAGUGAUGUCACAACUUCAGUGCCGCCAAAUAAAGAGAAUAGCGCCAAUCAAUUUUCAUUUGAAGUUGGCUUUCCCCAACAGAUGUCGCCUUUGGGCCCGAAUGUGGCAACGCAAGUGCCUUUUUUGUCACCUGGACCGUAUUUUAAUGGAACGCACGCGCAUUUGUAUGAGGAAAUGCAGCAGGAGAAAAACCAUCCAUCUACAUCAAAGCAACCGCUUCCCCUACCUACCGACAACUACCAGGAGGCAUGUAAACUCAUUAUUCCACCGAAGACGAGCAAGUCGAUAUCUUCCAGUGAAUGGAGAAAAAAGAGAACGAAACUCCAGACACGUGCCAAUAAUAUCAAUGAAAGCAGUGGCGACAGUAUAUCAUCAGCGAACGUUUCUAAUUUGAGUACAAACGCAGUUACUUUAAGCCAGAACAACGAGAAAGAUCCGAUUGCCAACAGCGGGACGAAUGCAGAUAAGACUGAUGAUGAAUCUUGGUUUUCUUCAUUUUCCUCUCACAUAUAUAAGAGUGAAACUGGCAGCCCAGAGGAAUCCGAAAUGAAAAAGAAAUCUACGAUAUCAUCACUACAAACCAAUCGUCAAACAAUAAAUAAGGUAGCAAUGAAGAAAAUAGAUCCCCCGUGGCUGGAUGAUGUGUGCCUUACUCCUGAGAUAAUAUACAAAUAUCAAGUCAAAACCAGAAGCUUGGCGGAAGUACUUGCGGAAGACAAGAAGAAACUCGAAGCCCUAGAGCAGCCGAGCUUGGUCAACGAACAAUUGAGCCAGUUGUAUUACGAGCUCAAAUUAGAGGGACUUCCGGAAAAAUUGACUUUAGAGGAAGGAAUAACGAGUUCUAGCAGUUCUGGUGAUGAUACCACUAGUAACACAGAGGAUCGAAGAAGGAAACGUGAACAUGGCAAACUUGUAAUUAUUUAUGAAGAAGACGCUCCCUUGCCAUCACCAACAGAACAUGUGCGUAAUGAAGAUGAUAAUUAAUUAUGAUUGUAUGAUUCGAAAUCAUUAUUUACUUAUUAUAUUUUAGAAAGUCGUGCUAUUAUAUUAUAUGUGAAAAUAUUUGUUUAUAUUAUGUACAUUAAAAGUAGUUUUACAUUAUUUACUCUAAGUUCAUUAUAUAAGAAUACCAAUUGUAUUCUUUACUUGGUAUGAUCUGCCGAUAAGUCUGUUGUUUUUAUAUAAUUUAUAUGGUUGGCUGUUAUAUUAAAAAAAAACGAAAAGUAACUAAAAUAAAUAAUCUCGAUAGAAAAUUUGCGUAGCACUUACGUGUAUUAUACGUUAGUUAUUGACAAGAAUAGGUGUAAAAUAUAUAUAAUUAUCUAUUAAACACUCCUAUACACAUUCAGUAUUUUUUUAAUGUAAAUUAUGAACAAAAACAAGGUGUCACUUGUAAUAAUAUAUGAGACGUAAGCAUUGUUAAGUGUAAGUUUAUUAUAAUAAUAUUAUGUGCUAUGUAGAGUCCGGCUAACGAAAGUUGGAAUUAUUUAAAAACUUUUGACAUGGUAUCUCUCACGCAACGUCAUGGAUAAUUUGACAAACAAUAUCGCAAUUAAAUAAAACGUGGGUCAAAAUCGCGCCCAAAGAAGUCGGUUACAAACAUACAGGUGAAGCUAAUAAAAAGCGUGUAAAAAUGGAUUCAAAUGCGUAACUGCGUUUUUAUUUUAGAUUUGUACGUAAAUGUUACACUUUUUUAUUAUUUUACUUAACCCGAUGUUUUCAGAUCUCGUUGGCAGGGGGACGCGUUUUAAUACUAUUAAUAGUGUUUUAUUUAAAUGUGUAACACUCGCGUUAAUCUAAGAAAAUACAAUAUCGCGAUUGUUCAGUAUGACCAUUUAGUUUUGAUACUUUGUUCAAAUAAGUGUGCAUUAUUGUCUUUUUACCUUAAAACUGUUGUAUUUUGGUUCAUAUUAAUUCUGUUUUACGUAUUUUCAAGAGAAUUAUAUUUAUUUAUUGCAUUUACGACUUUCGGUAAAAUGAAUUUUGUAAUUUUUCAUAAAAGCGAUUAUAAUCUUUAUAAAAUUCCGCACUUUUGACUAUCGGAAUAUCGAAAUUCGGAAUAAAAUAUUUCGGACUAUUGCUAUUUGUUAUUUCCAAAAUUAACAAUGUUAUCAGCUGCAGAAUUUUUAAUUUACCGCCGUUUCUAAUGGCCAUCUUUCAUUAGCCAGACUAGGCAUUGUUAUGUAAAAGCUCAUAUUAUAUGUUAAACUGGGAACAAUUCUAUUAAUUGGGUAUUUAUCUGUUAUUAGAUGCAAAGAUUAUCUUUGGUAAUCAUGGUUUAAAUAUUUUUUUUCUUUUUGUUAACACAUUUAAUGCAUUUAUUUAAAUAGUAUUGGAUAUGUGUUGGUUUUUGUGAACAGCGUUUAUUAUUUGAUUAUUGCAAUAAAUUCAGCUGUCUAUGCUGAAACUUGUUCUGUAUAGUUUUGUGGCCGAACAUGCAAAUAGAGUUAAUUCAAAGUAAUUUGUCUGUGAGACAUUUCAUUAAGUGUAGAUAUAUAAAUGUAAUAAACGCAAGACAUGUUUGGGUUUUUUUAUAUCUGUUAAUAUAUUUACGAAAUUACUACUUUGUUAGAAAUACAAAAAAUUCUACCACUUAGUUUCAGAGAGAAAUUAUUAAAUGUUGAAAUAUUUCGCAAAUAUGUUACAAAUAUCCCAACAUAUAAAAUAUUGCAUCAAUAUUCUUGUUAGUUAAUAGUUUUUAUGGUGAAAGAGUAGGUAUAAGUGAUAAAGAAUGUGUUUGUUUAGAAUUACGAAUAUAAUGCGUUAUAUUAAUGAUGUUAAUUGCAUGCUUUACUCUCAGUAAGUAGUAGUAUAAAUAAGGAACCAUGGCAUAUUUGAAUGAGAUUAAAUAUACGACCGUGACGGCUCAGUGUCAUUCAAUACCCACAAAAUUAAGUGUUCAGCGUGCCUAACACGUUAUGUCCACUAAUUACAUGAAUCGCUUAGGGUAGCGAGUGGGUGGCGCCGUAUGUGAGAUACGGCGCCAGUUUCACGCGGGGUAGAGUUAGGAGAAUUUUUUUUUCAAGGGAAACAAAGAAUAUUAUAAUAAUAACAUUAUAAGACAAAUUAUAUAAGUCAGUUUUACAAACCAAGUUUCCACAGCUAUGAAAUACAUAAUUUAAGCUUAGCACCACGAAAUGACAAUAUUAUAUAAAAAAAAAUGUAUAAAAAAUAAGUGAAUGGUACUACAUAAUUAAUCGUUAAGUACUUAUGCAAUAGAACUUAAUUGACAUUCAACCUAUUGCAAAACUAUCUGUUAUAAACUAAUACGCUCAAUAUUUUUUAUAAUUAUUAUAUUUAAGAAGAAAGAUUAUUAUAUUAGUUAAAUUCACAGUAUUUUAAAUAAAAUUGACUACAUUCACGAAAUUUAAAAUUAUUUGAAGCAUUGAGCUAACGUUUUUAAAAAGAAGUUUAUUUCGUGCACCUAAUAUUGAUUGUGACAGAUAUUGUGAGAAAACAGUCAUAAGUUAAUUGAAACGAGUCGGUGUUUUAAUUAUUAGCUCUAAAUAACGGAAUUAAUAAUUAAGGAAAUUAUUUUUUAAAUUUAUUAUAUAAAGCUAUUUUACCUUAAAAGUACGCAUUUGGGUAACAUGUGAGAUUAGUUAGGGAUGUCGAGCUAAAUCUCAAGACAUCUCACUGAGAGCCUUUCGUAAUUUAUGGGAUAGCCUUUGUGAAAUUCUAGUAAAUUAACAAUGAUUAUUGUUUUAUUUUAAAAAGGAUAUUAGAUUCCGUUAUUUUGAAAUACAUAUUUUAUUAAAUGUAAAAGUUAUUAUAGUACUUAAAACAAUAUUUAAAUGAACACAUUAACAUAAAUAUAAUAAAUGUUAUAUAAAAUUAUAUUUAAAAUCUGUAUAUUAUAUAUUUUCAGAGUACUUAUAAUAUGAAAUAGUGUAGAAUAUAUAGUAUAACGAAUAAAUAUUUAUUAGAAAUGUUAGAUGGUUUAAGACUAAGUUCAAUCUACCUAAGAAUUAUUUUAAGUUUAUCUAGUUUUAGUCUAAGUAUUACGAUUUAAUCUUGCAUCGUUAUUUGAUAAAUAAAUAAUCUUAAAAACUAAA